AUGGACUUCGAUUUGGACGCUUGUUGGACGUUCACAGCUACAGGUCAUGGUAAAGGUGCUGGCGACGAGUCUGUUGCUAACUAUAAGGGACAAAAAAAGGCAUCAACAUCGGAUUCUAUCGAAGCUUUUUUUUAUUCACUUUCAAAUCUUCAUCAAAAUAAUUCAAUUUUUACUAUUGAUAAAUUACCUGAAUUAUUUCGUCAUGUUAUACCAGAAUAUAUAUUAAAGGCAAGACAAUUAGUUUCUUAUGUUCAUAGUAUUGCUGAUAUGGCACUAGAAUUAGAUGAAAAUACAUUUGAACAAAAUAAUACAAGUAAUAAUGCUAGCUUUACUUUAAGAUUAACUAAAUAUUUACCAACGAAAAAUGAAGAACAAUUAGCAUUCGGAGAACAUCAAGAUUAUCUUGGAUUUACAUUAAUACAAAAUGAUAAUGUACCGGGUUUAGAAGUAAAUAUAAAUGAAAGAUGGUUUCGUGUAGAAUCUAAACCAAAUACUUUAUUAUUAGUUGGCGGUGAAUUUAUUGAAAGAUGGACAAAUAAUUACUGGAAAGCUAUAUUACACCGUGUUGCAGCUGUAAAACAAUUAAGAUAUUCAGUAUUAUUCUUUAGUGGACCAGAUAUGAAUUGUGUUAUUCAAACAUUACCAUGUAAAAAAUGUAUAAAACAACAAUCAAAAUAUAUCCCUAUCACUGCAUACGAACAUUUAGUACAAAGACAAAUAGCUGCAACACGGAACUAA
This is a messenger RNA of Rotaria sp. Silwood2, 738 nucleotides long. The record is from the annotation of a GenBank genome assembly. NCBI's taxonomy places the organism in Eukaryota, Metazoa, Rotifera, Eurotatoria, Philodinida, Philodinidae.